AUGAAUAAUGUGGGGUAAUUCAUACAGAUUUAAAGCCUGAAAAUGUGUUGCUACAAUUAUCUUAAGAAGAGAUCAAAGACAUCAUUGAAAAUGGUUAAAUAACAAGCAACUAGAUAUUCAAGGAACGUUUGGAACUUUACCAUUCGCUUUUAUAUCAAAAAGGAAGAGCCAGUCAAAUUAGAAGGCAAUUCAUUACCAAUUAAAACUGACUCAAUUAAACCUGUUGAAAGAGUUAAUUCUGAAUAGCAAUAGGAAUAAUCAUAGUUAACUAAAAAUCAAUUAAGAAAUUUAUAGAGAAGGCAAAAGAAAAAAUAAUAAAAUUUAUAAAAACAACAGGAAAUUGAAAAUUUAGAUGAAAAUUUGAAAAUUUAAAAUAAAGAAAAUGCUGAAGAAAUACGAAAACAUUAAAUUAAACAAGAGAAUGUUAUAGAUAAAAAUAAUAAUAACCUAUUUUAAAUUGAUAAGAAAUCUUUAUUUAAAUAAAUACAAAAGAAUGACUUUUCAGUGAAAAUUGCAGAUUUAGGAAAUGCCUGUUGGACACAUCAUUAAUUUUCAACUUUAAUAUAGACUAGAUAAUAUAGAUCUCCUGAAGUAUUAAUUGGAACAAGAUAUAAUGCUACAGCCGAUUUGUGGAGUUUUGCUUGUAUGUUAUUUGAAUUAUUAACUGGUGACUUUUUGUUUGAACCCAGAAAAGGUGCAAAAUUUUUGAAAAAUGACGAUCAUUUAGCUUAAAUUCAAGAAUUAACAGGCAAAUUUCCAUUAUAAUUUUCUUAAAAAGGAUUAAAAUCUAAGAGAUAUUUUAAUAAAGAAGGAAAUCUUUAAAGAAUUCCAAUACUAAAUUGUUGGUCAUUAACAGAUGUUCUAAUAGAAAAGUACAAGUAUAUUCCAAAAGAAGCAAAAGAAUUAGCUUCCUUUUUAGGACCGAUGUUAAAUCCUUAUCCAGAGAUGAGAGCAACUGCAUCUUAAUCUUUAAUACAUUCCUGGUUGAAGUGA
Molecule: messenger RNA, 993 nt
Organism: Paramecium tetraurelia
Lineage: Eukaryota; Ciliophora; Oligohymenophorea; Peniculida; Parameciidae
Exons: 2
Biological process (GO): spliceosomal complex assembly; regulation of mRNA processing; protein phosphorylation
Molecular function (GO): protein kinase activity; ATP binding
Source: RefSeq, a predicted model, not a curated record